Molecule: messenger RNA, 3857 nt
Organism: Struthio camelus australis
Lineage: Eukaryota; Metazoa; Chordata; Aves; Struthioniformes; Struthionidae
Source: RefSeq, a predicted model, not a curated record
CAGACUGGGGAGCGGAGGCUCUUGCAUUAGGCACAAGAGAGCAGCACUUCAGCAACAGGCAAGAAACCCGGAGCAUUUACGCAGCUGCGGGUAUCUCAGACCUGUGCUGGGCACACACCUGGGAGAGCAGUCGACGUUAAAAGCCAAAUACUAAAUAUUACUGCUGUAGGCAGGAAUCCUUCUUGCAGAGGAAGUUCUGCUGAGCUCGUACCAGGGGACAGGGGCUCCUCUGCCGGUCCUGUGCAGGAGAAUAGCUGGCCAGAGCCACGCUAUGGAACUGAGGUCUGGUGAGCCAUCGGGGAAGGCAAAAGAAAGGGAAAAAGAGAAAGGAAAGAGGCCCCACAGGGACUCCUCAAAAGAGGUGCUCGAAUGGAGAGAAUCCUUCGACCAGCUCCUGAAGAGCAAAAAUGGGGUGACUGCCUUCCACACCUUCCUGAAGACAGAGUUCAGUGAGGAGAACCUAGACUUUUGGCUGGCUUGUGAGGACUUCAAAAAGACCCGGUCGAAAACGAAGCUAGCCUCCAAGGCCAACAGGAUCUUUGAGGAGUUUGUUCAAACCGAGGCACCUAGAGAGGUGAAUAUCGACCAUGAAACCAGGGAGAUUACCCGGAAGAACCUCUCGGGUGCAACCUCUGCUUGUUUCAACGAAGCCCAGGCAAAAACCCGCACCUUGAUGGAGAAGGACUCCUACCCCAGGUUCCUGAAGUCUGCCUCCUACCAGGACAUGACAAAGCAGGCCACCGGCCGCGGCAUCAGCAAGCGGUCGCAUACCUGACCUGAGCCGGUGUCCGCCCGGGGGGGAAGAGCUACAGGACAAGGCAGAGGCACUGCAGCAGAGGCUGGCAUCUGAGAGAUGGUUUGUGAGGCCUGAGGACCAUGUGGUGGGGUUUCGGCUGAAGUCCUGGGAUUUUAUCGGGAUCCCCAGGACCUCAAGCACUUCUGCUUCCCAUCGAGCUGUUGUGAAGAGUGGUCCUCCCUCCCCACCACAGGCUUUCCCGCUGCUGGGGUGGGGAACUGUGAAACGGGACUGUCGGAGGAAGGACCCUGGCAGAAAGCGCUCACCUGCGAGCGUGUGCCCAGUGCCUCCCCCCGCAGCACCAGCGUGCAACGGGAGACCUGCACGCCGCAGAGAAAGACAGACAGACGUCAGAUAUGAGUUGGAAGUCCAGGGAAAAGAGACUGGAUUCCCCCAAGCGUUGAGCUGUGCCUAACAGGAGAGCUUCAGCCCGCUCUCAGGACCGUGCCUCUGACCUGCACAAACAACCAUAAGCUGCAGAUAGUGCACAGCAGUCUGCAAUUUCCGCAGUGCCCAGGGCAACAGCCCAGACUUGCCUGCAGAGUUUUUUUUCCUAUGAGGGAACUUGCAGAAUAAAAGACCAAAGACUACCUGGCAUUUUGAGCCAGAGGGACCCUGCACCUGUCUUGUCCUGAUCAUAAGAUUCUUAUUCUGCUGUUUUCUAUGCAUGCGCUGCAUCAAGGCUUUACACCUUCUUCCAGUAGAGCAUAGGCAUAGCAUUGACAUUUUUAUCCCUUGCUUAAGCUAUAUGACCUUUCAAUGGCACCUAAUCUUAGGUCACAUGCAUAGCUUUUUAUGACUAUUGUUGCUAUUUAUUGUUGUUGUUAUUAAAAUAUGUAUUUAUAGAAAUGCACUGCUCAAAGCACACACAAGUCCCUUGCUCUGAGGAGCGUGUAAGUUAAAUUACUUUAGAUGUUGCAGCACUUAGCAUGCCUCCUGCAUUUUCUAUAUGCAGACCUAAGAGAGAUAAAUACAGACCUGUAGUAGGACCAUGGAGCAAAAUACAUGAAUAGCAGUAGUGAGAGUUCUCAUCUGGCAGGGCUGCUAGUGGGGUCUGAGAGGGAAGGUUUACUGUGAGCUUGGAGGACUGUUGAUGGUAGUAAAAGGACACUUUGCAGUCCAUGUUGUUUCCUUUCUCCCCUUAAAUAGAGCUUUGUGGCUGGCGUCUUGGCAUGUAGAGUAGCAGCUUGUCCUACACUGAGAAUAUUGAUGCGAACCAUGCACUUUCAGUGAUCCUAUUGGAAUUUUUUUUUUUUAAGAAACACAUUCUCCUUAAAUAUAGCUGUUUCCUCAAACAGGCCUCCCAUACCAGGAAAGAGUCCUGUAGGAUAGUAGUUCAAGGAAUGACGCAGAUGGCUGCGUCCCCUCCGCAUCAGGCUUGUGGAAUUUAUAUUCUUCAUAAACAAUCUUAUGGAGAAAGUAAUUCCUUUAAUGAGAUGUGGGAGAGAAAACCUGGAGCUUUCCCCGGUUUAAAAUCGAGCCUGGUGUUCCCUUAGCUGGUGAAGCCAGUCUGCAGCCCGCAGCACUUUAAAAGAAACGUGGUGAGCCAUCCGCAAGAGAGAUCUGCGUGCUGGGAAUUCAGUGGGAGACAGGAAGAGCUUCUCUAUGGGGAUGGCAGGACGUUUCACAAACAGAGACCUGUGGUGCAAGCUCUUCAGAAGCCCUGCUGAGCAGGUAUUUAUGGCUCCCAGAGCUCCCCUAGAUAGCCAAGACUCUGGGGCUGCAGCUACACCAGAAAGCCGUAGAUCCAUUUUGCAGCAACGAUGCUAGCAACCGCGUCGGUGACUACGCAGAGCUGUCUCCGGUGUUCGGUGCUGGGUCACGGAGCACGUGCCACGAGCACGGUUUCCUAGUGAGAUGACAGCCUCAUGCGGCCACGCGUGCCUCCGUUCAUCCCUGAAGACCAAACCUUGAGGUCCUUGUUCUGCUGUUACUCGUUGCUUGCUGAGGGAGCCUUCUUUCGGCCCCUCGAGCGUUUGCCCGAGUCAGAGCACGGGAUUACUCUGGCGUUUUGUGGCUAUUUGAGCAGAGCAGGGGAGAGUCCCGAGAACCGGCCUCGGGACACUGGUGGGAGUCCUCUUCCACUUUCCCCAUCUCGAUCCUACCUCUGAGUCUCGGUGGGUUCUGGCGGCAUUCGCAGGGAGUUUUUAACUGCUUUAUUAUUUAUUUUUACAACUGGAACCACCUUUGUAGUGUUACUGAAGUGAACAAUGCACAACGGUCCGUUUUCAUUACUAACAUAAUGUCAUUAUUAUGAAGUAUAAAGAGGAAAAAUACUGUGACACCAUGGCUUUUUUGGUUGUAGGCUUUUAAUUUAUUUUUACAUUCUAAUUUUGAAUUACUGUAUUAGAAAGCAUACAGUGUCAAGAAAGACGCUUGUGUUGCAUGGCUUGCAGGGCAUUUACAGUUGCUUUAAAAGUUACAAUAUCAGAAGCCGAUAGAAAAGGAAGGGGAAGACUUGUAAGAGGAAAACUUCUGCGUGAUGUUUGGCUUAUUGAAGAGACAUGAACAGUUCACUGAAACAAGGAAAGCAGACGUUAAGUUUUGGUUAUAUUCAUUGAUGUUUAGUACUGUUUAUAUUGCUUGCCAUCUUCUGAGCACUUCACAGGACUACAGUUCACAGUACGUGUUUAAUAUCAGUGAGAUGCCAUUGUCUGUUAAGCACAGGAGGAAUCGAGUUAGGGGCCGCUGUUUGCGAAACGGAGUUUCCAGUCACUGCCACAAAUAGUGUUUGAUUUAGCAUUAACUCUGCCGAUUAUCGGAUUCUUUUCUAAUCGGGGCAAGUAGCUGGCGUUAGGGUGGGUAUUAGGAAACAUCGUGCCUCUAUUGCAGCGUUUGUUCUCCGCAAGGUCCAAAGGGUCCCCCGCGGCGCGCUUUGGGACCGCCGAGCGGCCGGGACGGGAGAGCAAGCCCCAGAUCCGGGCCAGGGCGCUGCGGGACGCGCUGGAGCGGAGCACGGACGGUGCGGGAGAGCAGGGGCCCAAGCGUAGCUCGGAGAUGCCGUACAGAAGGGAUGCUAAUGCGCCAAAUAAAGACCAAACCAAACGUUUUUAAACUGUCA